Messenger RNA from Cucumis melo (muskmelon), 2769 nucleotides. Its product is annotated as P-loop NTPase domain-containing protein LPA1 homolog 1-like. NCBI's taxonomy places the organism in Eukaryota, Viridiplantae, Streptophyta, Magnoliopsida, Cucurbitales, Cucurbitaceae. The record is from RefSeq and is a predicted model, not a curated record. The transcript is spliced from 9 exons. Bases 275 to 2491 code for a protein of 738 amino acids.
CAUCACGGUCCCAUUUCUCUUAAAAACGUCGAAAACGUGUAGUUGUUUCACGGCAGUUGAAAUUCUCGCGCGGACCAAAGGCUAAAUUCGUAAUUCAAAUUCCAUCUUAGAAGAAAAAUAUAAAUAAAUAAAGAGCUUCAAAAUCCAUUUCCAUGGCGUUCGAGCUUUUGCUUCUGCAACUCAUCCUUUUCUAACAAUGGCAACACCUAAACCUCUCCUUUCUCUCUCUCUCUUCCUCUCUUCAAUUGUGUGAAUAUGGAUUCAUUACUUUCCAAUGCUUAAUCCCUACGUCAUUUCCAUAGCCCUAAACCUCUUCUUCUUCUUCUUUUUCUUCUUUUUCAUUACCUGUUCGAUUCUUCAUCGAUUUUGGUUUCUUACAGGAAUGGCGGAGGUUGCGAAGUUGCUUUACAUAGUUGUGGUGGAUGAAGAAGAAAAGCCAGAGAAAGAGAAAACGUCUUUCAGAUACACUCGUCAUGUUCUACAGAGUACUCUUCAGCUUAUGGGCUGCAAACCUCGACACGCUUUCAAGAUAAGUAAAUGGGUAUUCGAAUUGAUAAGAAAGGAAGCUUCAACUGAAAAUUUUCUCCCUGAAGAGUGGAACGUAUUGGGAUCUAUUUCCUUGGGUGGAAAUACUGAAAGUGAUGGUAAUCAAUACUAUAAUUGCUUGGAUGGAAAGGAGACUUUCAACCAGGGUUCAAGAGAAGGUGACAACAGCAACAAUAUUCCAUUCGAGUUGUAUAAAAGAAGCAGGACUGCUGUUGUUGGAAGAGAAUCUUUUUUAGAUGUUAUUUGUGAUUCUCUGGCCAAGUACAAGUACGUUGGUCCCAACCAGAGGGCAGAUUUGAUCUUGGCAUGCAGAAUUCGAGAAAGGAAGGAGUCGGUAACUGUACUGUUAUGUGGUACUAGCGGCUGUGGCAAAUCCACUUUGUCAGCGCUGCUGGGUAGUAGGUUGGGAAUUACAACAGUGAUUUCAACUGACUCUAUACGACACAUGAUGAGGAGCUUCGUGGAUGAGAAACAAAACCCACUGCUUUGGUCAUCUACCUACCAUGCUGGGGAAUUUUUGGAUCCUGUGGCUGUGGCUGAAUCUAAGGCUAGGAAGAAAGCAAAGAAAUUGGCUGGAAUUUCACACAAGCACCUGAAGGAUGAAACUGCUAAUGGUUUAAUUUCCAGAAACUCAGACAACCCAUUAACAGGGUCAGCAAAAGUAACGAACAAUUUGGAAUUAAUCAGUCCAAAACAGAUGGCUAUUGAAGGAUUUAAAGCACAGAGUGAGAUGGUGAUAGAUAGUCUUGAUCGUCUUAUUACUGCAUGGGAAGAGCGGAAAGAGUCAGUAAUUGUUGAGGGAGUUCACUUAAGUUUGAGUUUUGUGAUGGGACUAAUGAAGAAGCACCCUUCAAUUAUACCAUUCAUGAUCUAUAUAGUGAAUGAGGAAAAACACUUGGAACGAUUUGCUGUACGUGCCAAAUAUAUGACACUAGACCCAGCAAAAAAUAGGUAUGUGAAGUAUAUUCGAAAUAUCAGAACAAUUCAGGACUAUCUCUGCAACCGGGCUGACAAGCAUCUUGUCCCAAAAAUAAACAACACCAAUGUUGACAAGAGUGUUGCUGCCAUUCAAGCAACACUGUUCAGCUGCCUUCGUAGGCGAGAAGCUGGGGAGCAGCUUUAUGAUUCCUCCAGAAAUACUGUUAGUGUAGUUGAUGAGGAGUACAGAAACCAGUGUGUAGCAUAUUCAUUAAGUUCCAAAGGCAUGUUUCAGAUGAUCCAAAGAAAAGGUUCUAAGCACUUAAUGGCUCUUGUUAACACUGAUGGAUCAGUGGCAAAGGCUUGGCCUGUUGAUUCAGUUGAUAGGAACGGGAAACCUCUACUAGGCCUCAAGGAAGAUGAUAGUGUAGGGAAUUUGAUGCUUGGAUCACUUCAGAUUGGUAAGGUUGAACCAGUUAAUCUUCAGUUUGGUCUUUAUGGCAUCAGUGCUUGGCCAAGUAGCAGUGGCCCUAGUCAUGCUGGCAGCGUCGACGAGUCGAGGGCUGAAGGGACUGAUACGGGAAGUAGAUAUUUUUCUUCUUGCUGCAGUUCUCCAAGGAUAUUAGAUGGACCUUCUAAGGAGCUCAAGGAAGACAAUUCAGUUCAUGGUAGCGAUGAAGAGGUUGAUGAUCCACCUGAGUCUGGUAGCGAUGAAGAUUUUAGUGAUGAUGGCAACAAGAUAUUCCAUGAAGAGAUAGGAUCAGUUGAUGAAGAAUCUACAAAAUCAGAUGAAGAGUAUGAUGAUCUGGCUAUGCAGGACAUCUUAGAUAGUGGCUACCAAUCAGAUGAAGAUGAUAAAGUUAAAACAAAAGUAGAACAUGAUUUUAUGGAUAAAUUUAGACUCAUAAAGGGGUUGAAGUAUAGCCAAAACCUGGAACCAUUCCAACAGAAUAAGAAAGGGACAUUUGAGCCUCUCCACUCUUACCCAUCUAUUCAUACAGAGAAGAAGAAUGAAGCAGUUUGCUAACUUGUGAAAAUCUCAAAAUGCAUAAUGCUCCCGAGCCAUGUCCAAGAUAUAAUAGCUUCUAAUGAUCACAAGCUCCAGGUGUGGAUUUGUUUUCUUGGAUUGUAGCAUUUCAACAUGUGAAUGAAUUGUACUUAAGCCUCUAGUUUGUUUAGUUAGGUUUGUUCUUUUUUUUCUUCUUUUUGUAAUACUUUACCAAUGAAGUAGGAUCUCUCUUCUUAGAGGGUAAUGACUUGUACUAAAGACUAAAGAUUUCAGUAAAAAACUUGCUUAUGUCACAA